Molecule: messenger RNA, 1383 nt
Organism: Musca domestica (house fly)
Lineage: Eukaryota; Metazoa; Arthropoda; Insecta; Diptera; Muscidae
Gene: Dph5
Product: diphthine methyl ester synthase
Exons: 2
Coding region: 235-1080 (281 amino acids)
Biological process (GO): protein histidyl modification to diphthamide
Molecular function (GO): diphthine synthase activity
Source: RefSeq, a predicted model, not a curated record
CGAUUUUUGUAUCCCUAAAAGCAACAAGCAAGCCUAUUCUGGCACGUGUAGUUAAACGAAAAGGAUACAACAAUAGAUUAAAUUUCGCACAAAAAUAGGAUAUAAUCCCAUAAGCGUGCAAUUGGUAGCCAGAUAUUUGUACGAGACAGGGAGGCGUACAAGUGUAUAGUGGUGUAGGGCGACGGUGAAAAUUGUUUAGACGACGCCAGCAGCACAAAAAGUAAAAACAUUGACAUGUUUUAUUUAAUUGGUUUGGGCUUAGGAGAUCCCAAGGACAUUACAGUGAAAGGCCUUGAAAUUGUAAAACAAUGUAGUCGUGUAUAUUUGGAAAUGUAUACAUCAAUAUUGGGCUGUCCCAAAGAGGAAUUGGAAGCAUUUUAUGGGCGUCCAGUAUUAUUGGCCGAUCGUGACCUUGUCGAACAGGGUGCUGAUGAAAUAUUAGCUGGCUCUGCAGAGGAAGAUGUGGCAUUAUUGGUUGUAGGAGAUCCCUUUGGCGCCACCACGCACACUGAUUUCAUAUUAAGAGCCAAAGAAAAGAAAAUACCCUAUAAAGUGAUACACAAUGCCUCCAUUAUGAAUGCCAUCGGUUGUUGUGGCCUUCAGCUUUACAAAUUUGGCGAAACUGUAUCUAUUCCCUAUUGGGAUGAAACCUGGAAACCUGAUAGUUUUUAUGAUAAAAUUAAGCUGAAUCGUUUGCACAAUAUGCACACGUUGUGUCUGCUGGAUAUCAAGGUCAAAGAACCCACACUUGAAUCGUUAAUGCGGGGGAGAAAGGAAUAUAUGCCACCUCGUUUUAUGACAGUGGCCGAAGCCGCACAGCAGCUACUGGCCAUUGUCGACAAGAAGGAUGCCUUGGAGCGCAAUACUAUACUUAACGACCAAUCUUUGUGUGUCGGUUUGGCUCGUGUCGGUCAUGACAAUCAACAAAUUGUGGUUAGGACGCUACGAGACAUGGCUACCACCGAUAUGGGAGGACCAUUGCACUCUGUUGUUAUACCUGCCAAAGAAAUGCAUCCCUUGGAGGUGGAAUUCUUACAACAGUUCGCUGGUACGCUUAAAUUAGAGGAUUACAAUCAUUAGACAACUUCAGGUCAACACAGAAACAAAAAUUGCCAAAAAGAAAACAAAUCUCAUUUCGGCGAAGAAAGCGUGGGAAGAGUGUUGAGAGAUAGUUUACAACUUUAAAGGUUUUAAUAUACAUAAGUAUACGUAAGAGAAAAGUUAGUUUUUAGGAUGAACCUGUCUUCUGCACAUUAAAAUAGAUAUCAGCUCGUAUUUGUUUUGUACAGGUUCAAUGUAGACUUACCACAAAAUUUCGCUAUAAUAAACAAAAACCUUGUUGAUAUACCUGCUCACCUCUCUACGUGUAUCUGAUAGUUUGUA